AUGCUGAGGGUACAAGAAAGCGUUCAAGUUGGACAAAGGUUGAAGACGAUCGAGGUCUUAGCGAGAAGUUUUGUCACUAUCAGUGAUGAUCCAAUAAUCGGUAAUGAUCAAAAGGAGGAUGCUUUUUGGGGACGGGUUGCAAGCUACUACAAUGAGAAUCUUCCCCUAAGUUCAAACACCAGAAGUGCAAAUGUUAUAUGGUCACAUUGGCACAAUACAAUCCAAAAGAAGUCGGGAGCAAGCAACACCUCCUCCAACCAAGAUGUGAGUAUAGACCUUGAUUAUGAACAUACUCGUCCAAUGGGACAAAAGGCAGCAAAAAGAAAGGGAAAAGACAAAGUAAAAUCGACCAUGGAGGAUCUGACAGUAAACUACAACAAUAUUAUCACAAAGUUCACUGAGUACACAAGCGUGAAGAAGUCUGAAGUCGAUUUGAAACAAAAACAACUCGAAGUAGAGGAAAUUAAGGCAAAAGCUGCAUUGUCCAAAUCUGAAGCUAAGAAUCGUCGCUUGAAGUUGAAGGAGUACGAAAUAUUGAACAAAGACACCUCAUAG
Molecule: messenger RNA, 555 nt
Organism: Zingiber officinale
Lineage: Eukaryota; Viridiplantae; Streptophyta; Magnoliopsida; Zingiberales; Zingiberaceae
Exons: 2
Coding region: 1-555 (184 amino acids)
Source: RefSeq, a predicted model, not a curated record